GUGGUAGUGGUGCUGGUGGGGGACAAGAGAUGCAAUCGUGCAGUGGAAUUGAUAAGCUGGGAGAACCAUCUGUCACGUCGAGUGAUCCGAAUGAACGGAAGUUAGCGAGAAGGAUUAGAAUUCAGAGAACCUUGGAAGCGCGAAAGAAGAGGCAUGAUCCAACCGAGGAUGAGGCAAUCGUUGAAAAAACCGCAACUGAAAAACAAAUUGAUGCUAGUGAAGAAUUGUUGCAGAAGUUGAUUACCGAGGGGAAUGAAAUAAUUUCGAAUGUUCGAGUAGCUAAUGACGCACGUGAAGUCUCUCGCAGAGAAGACGAGAUCACCACUCGUAACAUCCUAUUGGAGCAUUUGGAGAAUGAAGCUGCUGAUUCAUUGGAGAAAUACGAGGAAAUAAACUCGAAAUGGGCACCUAUUUUAGCUUCCAAGGAUCCUCUAGACAUCCACGCUGGCAUUCAAUCCCAAACGGCCAAGUGUAAUGAAGUACUGGUUCAGAAGGAUGUCAUAAUAUCCGAAUUGAAGCAAGAACUGGAAAAUGCUGACUUGAAGUUUGAGAAUGAUCAGAAGAAGCAGAGCGAUGAUAUCAAUUUGCUUAUUGAGAGGAUUGAAAUGCAGAUAACUAUAAUGUCGAAGGCAUACAGACGUGAAUUAGUCCUGAUUGAAGAUGCUCUGAUCGACGAGAGGAGUGCUCUCCUUGAAAGGAUAACAAAAAAAUGGGACAAUCUGUACGAAAAACGACAGCAGAACGAAAUCGACGGUGUGGAACGCAGAAAACAAAUAAUGAGGGAAUACGACAAAGAAAUGGAGAUGGUCCUGGUAGAACAUCAGGAGCAAUACAGAUCUCAGAAAAUAUGGCUCGAGACUGAGUGCCAGAAGCUUCAACAGGAGGUCCAGAAUAUGCAGGCAAUCUGCACGAUGAAUAUAGAAAAAUUAAAUUACAGUUACGCCGUAUUGAAACGGAGGGAGGGGGAAAAUACUAUUGUAAAAAAUCAGCAGAAGAAGAGAAUCAAUAAACUCCACGAUACCAUCAACAGUUUGAAAAAGAGUUACAUGGAUUUGGAGGAGAACACAAAAUUAAAAAUUGAAAAGCUGCAGGAACAAGUGUUGAAGGCACACAAAAAUAUUCAGGAAUUGGAGGCCAAAUCUCGACACUUCAGCUUUGUCAAUGACAGGCAGUUCAUGCAGAUUUGGGAGAUGAAUACUAAAACCGCGGAUCAACUGCUUCAUAAGAUUCUCACGGCUGAUCAAAUUAUUUACGAAGAAAUGCUGGGAUUGGACUGGGAGCCACCCGAGGAAAAACUGUUGAAGAAGGAGGACUUACCUUCAUAUUCCAGAGCAAUGCAAAUUAUCGAACAAAAUGAAGCAGAUCAUAAGGAAAUAAUGAAACUUUGCGCUCCUGAGAAGCGAGACAUAUCUCCAGAGCGCAAACUUCAGGAGCAAAAAUUACUGAACCACAUAAUGAGACAAAUUUCUGAUCAAACUGGUUUUUUGAUCGAAGACAAAAUGAGGGACCUCCUUUCGACCCAUGUAAACGACGAUCAAGUAGUUAUUCGUCUCGACAACGUCUUCCAAGCACUCAGCAUAGAAUCAGAAGAUCAAGUAAAUUUAUUGAUGAUUUUCUUCCUGCCUUACGCCUACUGCCCACUCUGUGACGAGGAAGAAAGACAACGUCAACUCCUGGAGCAGAUGCCACCAGAAGAGCCAGAAGACAAGAACAUAUGUUUAUGCAACGAAGAUCUCGAUGAGAAAUCAAUACGCCUUAUCACACAAGUGAUAAAACACUUGCCCGAUCCAAACGAAGAUGUGAAAAAACCAACCGCUGAUUCUACUUCAUCGUCAUCAGAGCUUUCAACAGGCAGUCACUUCUCUGCUGAAUUAGUUGUCCCAAACCCGCAAGAACCAGCACUAACAUGCACCAUAGGCCAUUUACUCCAGAUCCACUCUGAAAACGUCAUAAAAGCCCUGCGGGAAUUUGUGGAGAAGUACCACGAGGCGAAACGAGCUGAAACCAUCUGGGGUGAUGGCAAGACAUCGCAGAGCGUUACUCUCUCAAGAAGUAUAACAGCCGAGGAUAUGACAGAGUAUUGGAGGAGAUACAGGGAAAUAUUCUCCAGGAAUAAGGAAAAACUCUGGGAUGCAUUGAUGAUAGGAUUGCAUAAAUAUCACGAGAUACUGAAGGAUAGGCAAAAAUUAAGGCAAGAGACCGACUCCCUUCGUCGACAGAAUGAUGAGUUGAGGCGACUGCUGGAACCGUACAAAGUCAAGUCUGAAACUUGCUGCAUACCGAGUACAUGUUCGAGAUCUUCGAAUAGAAUAUCCUGAAUAAAACUCCAAUCAGCUAUUCACGAAAUAACA
Messenger RNA from Fopius arisanus, 2351 nucleotides. Its product is annotated as dynein regulatory complex protein 1. Gene Ontology annotation, cellular component: axoneme; axonemal dynein complex. NCBI's taxonomy places the organism in Eukaryota, Metazoa, Arthropoda, Insecta, Hymenoptera, Braconidae. The transcript is spliced from 9 exons. The record is from RefSeq and is a predicted model, not a curated record. Gene Ontology annotation, biological process: axonemal dynein complex assembly; regulation of cilium movement; cilium-dependent cell motility. The coding region runs from base 30 to 2318 and encodes 762 amino acids.